Messenger RNA from Phacochoerus africanus (Common warthog), 785 nucleotides. It is a transcript of the gene ARL9, whose product is annotated as ADP ribosylation factor like GTPase 9. NCBI's taxonomy places the organism in Eukaryota, Metazoa, Chordata, Mammalia, Artiodactyla, Suidae. The coding region runs from base 309 to 680 and encodes 123 amino acids. The transcript is spliced from 4 exons. The record is from RefSeq and is a predicted model, not a curated record. Gene Ontology annotation, molecular function: GTP binding; GTPase activity.
CUCUGUUACGUGAGAGGCGGCCGCGCGGCGGGUGGAGUGGGAUGCGCCGGACUGGGAACGACCGUCGCUGGCCCCUUCUUCCCGUCCCCUGGCCCGCUCUCUCCAUAAAGCCGACGCUGGGUCUCCGCCCUGGCCGGGUCUAGGGCGAAAAAGCCCCCUAGGAGAAGAGUAAGCAGAUCCUCGUGUUGGGCCUGGAUGGAGCAGGCAAGACCAGUGUUCUCCACUCUCUAGCCUUAAACAGAGUCCAGCACAGCGUGGCACCCACCCGAGGUCUCAAUGCAGUGUGCAUCCACACUGAAGACAGCCAGAUGGAAUUCCUGGAGAUUGGCGGCAGCGAACCAUACCGUUCCUACUGGGAGAAGUACCUGUCCAGGGGACUGCUGCUCAUCUUCGUGGUGGACUCGGCAGACCAUGGCAGGUUACCUGAAGCCAAGAAACACCUUCAUCGACUAAUUGGAACCAACCCAGUCCUUCCUCUGGUUGUGUUUGCAAACAAGCAGGAUCUGGAAUCAGCCUACCCCAUUGCAGACAUCCAUGAGGCUUUGGCAUUGUCUGAGGUGGGCAACGAUAGGAAGAUGUUCCUGUUUGGAACCCAGGUAACUGAGGAAGGCUCAGAGAUCCCUUGGGUCAUGCAGGAUGCCAGGGACCUGAUUGCACAGCUGGCUGCGGAUGCACAGUGAUGGCCCCCCGAGGCUCGCCAUGUGCACCUCACAGGGAAUGGAGAGCGGCAGACUGAAAGCCAGAUGUUUCCACUUUCCAAUAAAAAACAAGCCGUUUCCUGUUUU